Messenger RNA from Armigeres subalbatus, 4627 nucleotides. RefSeq lists its product as uncharacterized. NCBI's taxonomy places the organism in Eukaryota, Metazoa, Arthropoda, Insecta, Diptera, Culicidae. The transcript has 11 exons. Gene Ontology annotation, molecular function: integrin binding; heparin binding. Gene Ontology annotation, biological process: signal transduction; cell adhesion. Bases 2156 to 3484 code for a protein of 442 amino acids. The record is from RefSeq and is a predicted model, not a curated record. Gene Ontology annotation, cellular component: extracellular matrix.
GUCGCUUGUCUGCGUUCGUCGGUUGCGGUCGUUCUAGCGGAGUUCUCUCUUCCCGUUGACUUCUAGUGCUGUUUUGCCGUUUAUGUGCUUUCCCACACGGAUGAAUAUUUAUGAAAAAAGACCAGCUGAGUAAGAGAUUGGUCUUGGUGUCUCAUAUCUUGUUACAGUGGAUUUUUUGUUGUUGUUGGUGAAUGGGGGCCAGCCAGCACAUUUCAUAAAGCUGCCAAAAUUCUUCGGGUCUGGAGAUUUGGAUUGUGGUUCGACAUGGGUGGUGUCGGCGAUGACGUGUGAUUGAACGGGCUGAGGGUGGCGGGCCCAGAAGUAAGAAUAACAUCACUUCGAUGAAACACUUUUUUUUGUGGAAAUUGUGUGAAGUAUCGUGCGGUGCGCGUUGAGGGUCGCAUUGGAUGGAUACCCUUCUGACUGGGCCGGUCUUCGUGGAAGUGCCAGAAGAAGAGCCGUUGCUCAUAGCAAACAUUUGUCUGGAAACCAGGAGGGUGGCCGACGAGGGGAGCGGCUAUUGAUUUCUGAACUUCAUUCGUUAGAAGAUACUUACUAUCUUCGGUGCUUUGUGCUCUAGCCGGAAACGAGGGAUUUAACAGUGCGAAUCCUUAAGAUCUUGAUGGUUGAUAAGUUAGAGGUUCGUUAGUGGGUUGGCGAUGUAGGUUGACGAGGUAUGAGACAGGAAGAAAAUUUAUCGAAUUAUAGCCGACUACAACAGCGGGAGAUGUGAGAAAAUAUGAAGUGAAUCUUGUUAUAAAUUCGUUACCCCUCGUGGAAAGUUUGCAAUUUCCGUCUACAAAUGCUGUUUCGUCAGAUUGCUUACGGUUAUAAUCCACAUAAAUUCUGAUUACGUGCGAAGCCUUCCCGUCUUGCUGUGUUUAGUGCUUGGGCCGGCUUCAUUCAUAUUUUGCAACCCAUUCAGAGUAAGAAUUGGCAGAUGAGCCAGGUGGAUGUGUAUGUAAAACGCUCAAAAGAAAAAGGUGAAAAUUUCUGUUUUUUAUUCGACGAGCACUCCCUAUGUGCUCCGCUGUGUUUUGUGUUUGUGAUCUCAUAAAAUUGUAAUAACAAGAAAAUGAAAUUCAUACGUCGGAGCAGUUACUGAGCUGAAAAACGUGCAAAACUACGAAAGAAGAAGCACGACGAUAAAAUACAAUUACUACCCAAUGUGAUACAUGGAAGCGGAUGAUUAAUGUUAUAUCGUUUGGUCCGUUCCGGAGAAGCGACCAUCAGUGAAAAACAUAAAGGAUACGAAAUCAAUUUAAUUUCAUGAGCGUCCUGCAACCGUACGGAAAUUGGAUCCUAGAAAAACAUUUGCGUUCCGUACCUACACCAUGGUCCCGGACACUACUGUUGUAGGCCAGCUCGGUUGGUGGUGGCUCCAGGCAUUCCCAUUCCCAGUUGUGGAUGAAAAUUUACUCUUGCUUUGAAGUACGCGCACGGUGCCGGAUCACAUUCAUUGCUGCAGCAGCAAAUUACCGGCCGUUUACAGCUCGGAAAAGUCCACGCUUUUCUAACGACAAACGAGCUGGUCUGAACCCAUUGCUUGGAACCAAACCAGUAGCGGAAGAAAAACAUCGCGAGUGCUCGUAAACGGUGACAGAGCUGCUGUAAUUAUAGCCCAAGUCCGGUUUCCUUUCGAAAGUCGGUCGAGAUUUUAUGGAGUUGGAAUGUUCCGUUUCAUCGUAGACGCCGCCGGGGUGGAAAUUUGGACUCACCCCGUCUCUCGGCGUACCUAAGUACACAUAAUAUCACGAACGUCGGAAGAAAUAGGAUUGCGAUAAUAAGGUUCUUCUCACAUUACAAAUGGCACCGCUCCGCCGCUGGAUGUAGGAGACGAAGUUUUCUUCGCAAAGAUCGGAUUAGAGUGUCGCCGAACGGUUUCCUUUCAGACUAAAUUUCGGAAUAAUAACGGCCCCAUAAAAGUCUGAGUGCAAACAAGACGGAAGGGAGUUUUGAAACAUUUUUCUUUGACAUUGUUCUUCAGUCGUUGGUGUUUGUAGUGCGGUUGUGCUAUUUUCCCGGAAAAACGAACGAACCGGUUGACCUAAGGCAUCGUGAGGCCCAGUCUGUAGCAGUGGAGGCGCGCAAAUCUUAGCUUCAAGCACUGUCGACAAAAAGCGGGCCUCAUAAGACAUUUUGUAGUUAUUGCGCAAUGUGGAUUCAAACAUUCUUCAGCAUUGCACUCAGCCGGAUUUUGGAUAUAACAGCCUUCUCCAUAAACACAGAUAAUCAGCUUUUUGGUCCUCACAUAGACUUAAAUUACGGUAGCUGUACGGUAGGAAAUACAACAUACUUUCACGGUGAAACAUUCAAAUUGGAUUGCCGAACACAAUGCGUCUGUCAGAACGGAAGGCAUGCAUGUUCGACCCUUUGCCCGCACGAGAAUUUGCCUCCGCCCAACGACACUGCGAUCUGCUUCGGGGCCAGACUGGUGGAGCUUCCGGAUCAUUGUUGCCGGGUGUGGCUGUGCGAGCAGCCAACUACCGAUGUGAACGCAACUUGCUAUAACUCGUCCACAACGCUGUGGUCACCGUGUUCACAGAGCUGCGGCAUCGGAGUCUCCACCAGGAACAUAACCACGACGCCGGGCUGCCAGCGGCUCAGCACUGUCAGGCUCUGCGAGAACCACAAAUGCAACCGACAGGACAAUAACUACUACAGCGGCAUCGUUAAUGAUUACGGGGACGGUGACGGUCUGACGGUGGUGGGGGGCGAUGGCCGCGAUAUCAGUGACAGCAGCAAAAAGUACAGCCACGAGGACCGCUUUUCCCUUGCUAAUAGUUUGCUGUUGAUGAGCGAGCCGGAACAUCGCAGAAGGAGAGGACACCAAUGCCGAAGCAUUCAGCGAACGUCCUCCUCUCGGCUUCGGUUGGGGCCAUGCGUUUCCCGGAAGUUGUACCGGCCGAAGAGCUGCGGCCAUUGUCAGGAUGCAACCAUGUGCUGUGUGCCUUCAAUAGCAACAACCAUUCAGGUUGAGCUACUUUGCCCACUCAAUUCGGGCGACCCGUUCGAGUUCAUCGAGCAUGGAUAUGACCUGUGGGACAGCGCAUCGAUAGAUCCUCUGGAUCAGGAGAUGCUUCAGUCCCGCCAGAUCCAAAUCGAGAACAAAUAUGUGGACGUUCAGUGGGUGCUGAAAUGCGAAUGCGGACCAAAGAGCAAAAGUUGUCGCUCCACAAGGAAGGCACCUGAACCACCGGUAGCGAAUGGCAACCAUAGAAAUGCUAACAACCGUGAGGUCGCAGGUGCAAGCCAAAGCCCAGGACCCCCGGCGGUAGUAGCAAUCAGCAAUUCAAUCGACGACGACGACGACGAGAACAAGGAUAACGAUGAGAUGGGCUCGUCGUCGCAGAGCAAACAUCAGAAACAGCAUCAACAUCAUCACCAUCACCACCACUAUCGUCAGCAUCAUCACCGGCAGCGGAAACCCAACCAGCGUCACAACGAUGGUGGCGAACUUUUGAAACGGGUUCAUCGAACAUAAUAAAUUGACCCUUAGCACCAACCCUGGCCAUACCGGAUUUUCCCCCUCCGUGGCCCUCAUCAGUUGGACUCGUCACAGCUCGAUGGAGACACGCACAUGUACGGGAGGGUAUCGGAGAAGGAAGCCGACCAGCGUGGGUGGUUUCACAGGAAAUCUGACCAACAACGGAAUGAGCUAUGUUUAUUGGGAUGGCGAAUGUGAGUGCGAUACAUCCGGUCGGCCUCGGCACCGGAGAGUUGUGAAUGAGAAGUAUUGCGCGCGGGUUGCACUAGUUUACAGCAUUUUUGAACUCAGUAAGCUGGAUAACACUUCCGGGGACGAUGUUUGCGCUAAUGAAAGGAAAUGCGGUCUGAAUUAAUUAUUUUGAUAUUUGUUGACCAUUAGGUAUUAAAAGUUUCACUUAAAAGCAAAUAUUUUCAGUUAUGCAUCUGUGUUUGUACAUUUUUGAACUGAAGCCACCUGGAGUAGAAAGAUCGUUAGAACAUCGGAGAAACAUUUUUUACUUACUAAAGUAAUUUUGAUAGCUUCUCAAGUAAUUGGCUUUACUUACUGUCGCUUCUCCACUCAGAGCGACAUUUCUUCCUUUUUCAAUCCAGAAGAUAUUAAAUUGCACUUAUAUAUGAGCACCAGUCCAGUCAAAUGAAUUGAUAAAUGAAAGAUUGUACUUUUUGAAUAUUUUUCAAACACAUCUGUACGUAAUUACGCAACGCUUGUAAUUCACUCACAAAUUAGAACAGGAAUAGUUUUUAGCCUACAUAUUAUGAUACAAUUCAACAAAAACAAAAAAUCUCGUAAAUUUAAAAACCCAUUUGACCGCAUUUCUGGAUUUUGCCUAAAACAUGGUCUGGAAUCUUAGCAGGAACACUGAGGUUCACGACUUUCGUUUUAUUUUGUGACUUAGUGUUGUCGAUAGCGUUAACGCCGAAUGGCGAAAUCGAGCAAAUCAGAAUUUAUUUCACGUUGUGGCGGUAGAAAACAUACAACACACAAUUUGAUUAGAUUUUCCGGAACAACCGGGUACGUACGGUGGAAAGGACGCAAAACAAAAUACACAUCACUGAAGUGACUUAUAAACCUAUACAUAUUGUGAAGGAUAUUCGUGUCCGAAAAAUGAUUAAAUAAAGAAAGAGCUAGCCAAUUGUG